Anopheles cruzii is the source of this 1551-nucleotide messenger RNA. Its product is annotated as dendritic arbor reduction protein 1-like. Gene Ontology annotation, molecular function: DNA-binding transcription factor activity, RNA polymerase II-specific; RNA polymerase II cis-regulatory region sequence-specific DNA binding. The record is from RefSeq and is a predicted model, not a curated record. Lineage: Eukaryota; Metazoa; Arthropoda; Insecta; Diptera; Culicidae. Gene Ontology annotation, biological process: regulation of transcription by RNA polymerase II.
AUGAAGGUACUAUCCGGUACGUCAGCGGAACUAGAAUUUCGGAAUGAGCUGAUGGGGCGCUUGCAAAAAUUGGAAUCUAACCUCGAACUGGAUGUUGUGCCCAGCACGCAGCAUCACCCUGAACCAAACUCGCCCGUGCCGUCCUCCGGUCUGUCUAGUUACGCCGGUCUAAGUUACGAACAGUAUGGCAAAGAACUAUUUAUCGGCCACAAAAAUCGGGACAUGUUGUGCCCGGACCCGGACGACUCCUUUCUGCGGCCACCGCUGUGGGAAGAUAUCACCAGUUCGAUACAAAACAUCGACCCAGAGAAUGCCAUCAUGCUGGGCAGCAUGAACGGUACGCCCCAGGUCAAGAUGGAAGCGGCCGACGAAGCGCUCUUAGAGCCCCUGUCCUCGCCAUUGCUCAGUCCGUUAGAGAUUAAAACCGAAAAGCUACCUUCUAGUGCAAAGCCUUCACCGGAACACCACCAGCAGCAGCAGCAGCAACAGCAACAGCAACAACAGCAACAGCAACAACAACAGCAGCAACAGCAACAGCAACUCCACCAACACCCGCAGUAUUUGCACGUGAAUCACAACAACAACAACUACUACCACUGGCAACCGCCCCAGCAUCAAGCGCCCCGAAGCGUCACCUUGAACCAGGCGACGCCCAGCCAGAUUUAUCACCACUGCAAGUACAUGCCUUCGCAGUGUGCGUCCAUGUGCCCCGCACCACUCUCGAGGCUAAUGUACGUUCCGCCGCUGACGCCACCCAACUCGGAUCCCGGAAGCCCGGGCAACACUUUGCAGAAUCCAUCUCGGAGAACUCCGCCCCCUCCGUACCAGCAGCAGCAGCAACAGCUAGCUAUUCCUCAAAAUCAUCUCCAUGGCCACCAUGGGCAGGAGAGCAUCCUGGGCCUUGGCCCGUCCGUUGUCGUUCCUCCGACGAUUCAGCUCCAUCAGCUGCACCAUUCGUCCCUGACGCAGCCAGAAUCCAACGGCCCGCAGCCAAAUCCAAGUGCGGCGGAUCUAGUAGCUACGGCAGGAGACGGGGUCGGGGUCAGCACGCACGUUGGUUACGCACGGGCCGGAAGUCGGGCCGACGAAACUGGUGGACGGCCGCCGGGUGGCAGAAGUGCUGCCAGUAAGGCGUCGAUGGCAAAUGGCCGCGGUUCCGGGUCAAAACGGACAACGUCAGCGGUGCACAGCCUCAGUAGUGUGCUCAGCAAUGCGACCAUGGUGAAGCACAUUGCGGGUCGCUACAAUCGACGCAACAAUCCCGAGCUGGAGAAACGGAGGAUACACCACUGUGAUUUUAUCGGAUGCACGAAGGUGUACACCAAAAGUUCGCACUUGAAGGCCCAUCAACGAAUACACACCGGUGAAAAACCCUACACCUGCCAGUGGCCCGAGUGCGAGUGGCGGUUCGCCAGAUCGGAUGAGCUGACCCGCCACUAUCGCAAGCACACCGGCGCCAAGCCGUUCAAGUGCAUCGUCUGCGAACGCAGCUUCGCCCGCAGUGAUCACCUAGCGCUUCACAUGAAGCGACAUUUACCAAAAAAUAAAUAG